GUCCUAACGGGUUGCCUGUCGGCAGGAGUUUAGUCGGUGCCGGUCCCGAAACGCGUUCACGUCUGGACAUUAUACGGGACACGAUAUUUAAAAUGGCAAUAGACAUGUACAUUUGAUAGGACUGUCGAUUCGAGGGGAUUACCGACUCGGUUCAACCAGAACAAUACGGCAUAAUGAGCGGCUGACGAGGUGUAAUAACGACGCGAUAUGAACGGAUAGUCGAGGGACCGGUGUUUGCCAGUUUAUCCCUUGAAAUUCCAAAACGAGCCAAUUUCGGAAGGGGGGGUGUGAUAUCGUUUCCCGUUCAAUCAACUUCUUGUUAGUUUUCCGCGCGAGAUAGACGUGGUGUGUGGUCAGUCAGGCAUUCUAAUGGCACGCCCGUGACCAAUGAUAUCCCAGGAUAAAGGCGGGAGAGAAAGAAAGCGAUUCUCACCUUAGAGGAAAGAGGGAGAAGAAAAUAUGGGAAAGGGAGACAAGAGGAGUAUCGCGCAGCGCAGCGACGCGGGCACAAAUCUUAUGGGCAAAUUUACACAAAGCGUUCGAAGAAUCGUCCAAGAUGUAAAGGAUGAAGGAACAUCGAGUGGACAAACUAAGGAAGAGGUGAUUGAAACGAACGAGAGACUAAGAAUCGUGAGGAUACGCCUCGAUGGAAGUUACGAGAUUGCGAAACGUGCCCUCGUUGAACUUAUGUGCAAAUAUACCGACAGCAAGCAAGUACGCAACGUGUUUCAACGUUACAACCUCUUAAAACUAAUGAUUAAGGAUGUGAUCAAGUUGGAGACCCAAUAUUGGACUCUGGUGGAUAUACCGAAGCAGGAGAAACAGGAGACCGUGCCUGCCUUUGUCCUGCGCGCCUGUUCCAUUAUGGAGAAGACCCACAAAAGCGGGGAAGGUGUGAAGACUUCGGCCCGACUGGCCGAAGAAGCUGAAACCAAGAGAGAACGCAUUGAAAGACUCGAGAGUAUGACAACAGCCCAAAUCGAAGCAGAGAACACGCAAAUGACUAACGACCUUUAUAGAUUAUUGAAAAAAUAUACAGGACUCAGAAAUCUCAUCCGAGAUUUAAAGGAGGAGUACAAUAGCUCAAAAGUGUAUCCAAUCUUUCCUCGUUAUCCAAUCCUAAAGGACAUGAUCAAGGAUAUAAUGCACAACCCAGACUAUAUGGAGGUCUGUCACGAGGUGGAUCAAGCAUAGCGGCCAGACCCCCUCCACCGUUCUCCACGUAUGACCUUGUAAAUUUCAAGGUCUUAGCGUGGACGUUGGUGAAGGGGGUGAACCGGAAACGAGCCUGGACAUGGCUUACUUCAUCCAUGGUGAACUAUAUUCGCCAUAUACCAAUUCUGUAAAUUUCUUUCACAUCUUGAUAAUAUCCUCUUUAUGAACAUUUAUAUACAUAUCUGUGUUUGUUGCACGCUGAUCAAAAUGAUAAUUUAUCAUAUCGUUAUAUUAUUUAUUUGAUUGUGUACCGAUACAAAAAUUUAUGAGGAAUCACAUAUAUACAUAUAUCACGUGUUACAUGUUAUUUUCAAGUUAAUUUGAAUAUUCUAUUUAUAGUUUGUGAAUGUGAGUAUGUGAAUUAAAGAAAUAAUAAUAGAGAAUGUUGUGUGAAGACAGAAGUAAAAGAAGAGAUUUUAUUAACAAGUUUAUAUAAUUGCGAAGGGAAGAUUCUUUUGAAGCAUGUUGGAAUGAUGCUUUUAGUGUAAUCGAGUCGUGUAUUUAUUCGAAAUCAUCAGAGAUCUGUUACUUGCCAAUGAUGUUAGCGAACGAAUUUGAAUCCAAUGAUGAAAUCCAUUAAUUACACUGUCAAAUAAUUCACAAAAUUUCAAUUCAAAGGAAAGAUGGAUUUGUUGGUAUUUUCAAAAAUUUUGAAAAAAAUAUUUGUAUUUUCCAAAUUACCUAUUUCAAAUAUUCUUAUUUACCACACACUGUCAAAGAGUAAACAAGCAAUAUUACACAAGCAUAAAAAAUAAAAAGAAAAAGAAAAAAAAAUAAAAAAAAACACCAAGUAAUAAAAUGAGAAGUAAUUCCAACACACAAAGAAGAAAUAAAAAUUGAUCAUCAUAGUUUCUUAAUUCCAAUCGGAAUAGCCGCUUGCACGUUGAAACACAAAAAAAA
Apis dorsata (giant honeybee) is the source of this 2115-nucleotide messenger RNA. RefSeq lists its product as uncharacterized. The coding region runs from base 460 to 1194 and encodes 244 amino acids. The record is from RefSeq and is a predicted model, not a curated record. Lineage: Eukaryota; Metazoa; Arthropoda; Insecta; Hymenoptera; Apidae. The transcript is spliced from 7 exons.